This is a messenger RNA of Branchiostoma floridae (Florida lancelet), 1622 nucleotides long. Its product is annotated as carbohydrate sulfotransferase 1-like. Lineage: Eukaryota; Metazoa; Chordata; Leptocardii; Amphioxiformes; Branchiostomatidae. The transcript has a single exon. The record is from RefSeq and is a predicted model, not a curated record. Gene Ontology annotation, biological process: sulfur compound metabolic process; N-acetylglucosamine metabolic process. Gene Ontology annotation, molecular function: N-acetylglucosamine 6-O-sulfotransferase activity. Bases 28 to 1293 code for a protein of 421 amino acids.
AAGGAGUUGCUGAGGUCAAGGAGAGCCAUGAGGGUUCGCAUGAGGGAACUCCUCCCUUUGAUUCUGGUGUUGGCGAUCGUCGUUUACUACAAACUGCUUAUACGAUCGACGUUUUUGACUUUGACUAAAACAACCCGGCAGUUUUACCGGUUCCCAACGGAUAGAAACAAUGUCGUUUCUCCAACAGUAAGCGGAGAUUUUAUUCUGUCCAAUGGAAAUGGAGUAGUAGUUUCACCGACUAAUGAAAAGAGGCCUUCCGUACGUGCCACAGCCUUUAUAUUAUCCCAGAUGAGAAGCGGAUCCUCAUUCGUCGGUGAGAUCUUCAACCAACAUCCGGGAUCUUUCUACCUGUUCGAGCCUCUGUGGGCCACGCAGUUUUACGACAAUGGGACACACAACGUUCAGGAAUGGCAAUUCAAACUGCUCCAAGGAGUAGCCAAUUGUCAAUUCGAGGGUCUAGAAGACCUUAUGGAAUACUUCAUGGCUACCAAAACUGCCAAACGCUUCGGUGGUUUUCGGAAAAGCGCAUCUUUGCGAAAACUGUGUGAAAACUACCCCAAGCGCAAUCUUUUACACCGACAUGACCAUGAUGUAGUCUUUUCUAAAAAGUGUCCUAUUCCAAAGAAAAAUCUUACCUCUGUUUUGAACGAGGCAUGUACGAAAUCAAAACUCAACGUCGCGAAGGUCAUACGUGUCAAGAACGUCAAUAUCUUUGAGCAAAUCGUGAGAAAUGGGUCCGAAAUCGGACAGCACGUCAAAGUCAUCCAUCUUGUCCGGGAUCCUCGCGCUGCGAUCGCUUCUCGAAUCAGAGUGUACAACUUACGUCAGCCUGCUCCGUUCUCAGACGAGUUUGUGGACGAAAAAAACGUAGAAGUUCGCUGUAAACACAUGGUGGAAAACGCACAGGUCCAAGAUGGCGUCCCUGACUGGCUAGUCGGCCACUAUGCCCUAAUAAGGUAUGAAGACGUUGCCAUGGCACCGGCCGCCAUGACGGAGAAAUUGUAUAAUUUUAUCGGUGCUGAUAGUGACAAGGCGGUCUUUGAUUGGCUGGCGGAAAACACAAACGCCACGGAGCCGGAUAAAAAUGUGUAUUCCCGGAAGAGGAACUCCAGGGACACUGUUGACGCCUGGAGACGGAAUCUGAGUCUGUCCGCGGUGCUGAAGAUUCAGAAGAUUUGCCGGGACGCCCUGGAGAUGUUCGGGUACAGAACCGUGCAGGGACAGGCGGAACUAACCAACCUGAGUCUGUCUCUGGUGGGAGACAUGGAGAACAACCUGGUGCAGAUCUCGUGAGACUGAGAUUAUCAUUAUGAAAGUCCUAAUAGCCAGUGUCUCUACUUGAACUCACCAACUUGUCGUUUCACAUGUAGCGUUAUAGUAUUCGAUCACGCACAUGUGCAAACACAAUUCGCAUUUAUGUACUUGUCAAACUGCUGUUGCGAGAUAUAUACUUAAAACAAGUGACUAAACGUUAGAGUCACGCGCGCUUGAAAUACGUUGAGCACAAAUCCACGAGCCAGUAGCCCUAGUUGAAUACACUGAGAAGAAACCACAAACUUUCCGAUUCCGAUGCACACGUAGUGUCUUAGUGUUCAGACAGUGCAUACCCAUGUUUAGGCUGC